Gorilla gorilla gorilla (western lowland gorilla) is the source of this 2257-nucleotide messenger RNA. It is a transcript of the gene PDE9A, whose product is annotated as phosphodiesterase 9A. Gene Ontology annotation, molecular function: 3',5'-cyclic-nucleotide phosphodiesterase activity. The transcript has 20 exons. Gene Ontology annotation, biological process: signal transduction. NCBI's taxonomy places the organism in Eukaryota, Metazoa, Chordata, Mammalia, Primates, Hominidae. Bases 260 to 2041 code for a protein of 593 amino acids. The record is from RefSeq and is a predicted model, not a curated record.
CGGGAGGAGGAGCGCGCGAGCCGGAGUCGGAGCCCGAGCCCGAGCGCGAGCCGAGCGGAGGAGACCCUGCGGCGCGCGGCGGCGGCUCCCGGGCGUCCCGGGCCCGGUGGCGGCGCGGCUGUGGUUGGCUGAGCGCCGCGGGCCGCCCCCCGCCCGCCCCCUCCCCUGCUCCCCUCCCCUGCUCCCCUCCCCCGCCUCGCGCGGCGGCUGGCGUCGGGAAAGUACAGUGAAAAGUCCGAGUGCAGCCGCCGGGCGCAGGAUGGGAUCCGGCUCCUCCAGCUACCGGCCCAAGGCCAUCUACCUGGACAUCGAUGGACGCAUUCAGAAGGUAAUCUUCAGCAAGUACUGCAACUCCAGCGACAUCAUGGACCUGUUCUGCAUCGCCACCGGCCUGCCUCGGAAUACAACCAUCUCCCUGCUGACCACCGACGACGCCAUGGUCUCCAUCGACCCCACCAUGCCGGCGAAUUCAGAACGCACUCCCUACAAAGUGAGACCUGUGGCCAUCAAGCAACUCUCUGCUGGUGUCGAGGACAAGAGAACCACAAGCCGUGGCCAGUCUGCUGAGAGACCACUGAGGGACAGACGGGUUGUGGGCCUGGAGCAGCCCCGGAGGGAAGGAGCAUUUGAAAGUGGACAGGUAGAGCCCAGGCCCAGAGAGCCCCAGGGCUGCUGCCAGGAAGGCCAGCGCAUCCCUCCAGAGAGAGAAGAAUUAAUCCAGAGCGUGCUGGCGCAGGUUGCAGAGCAGUUCUCAAGAGCAUUCAAAAUCAAUGAACUGAAAGCGGAAGUUGCAAAUCACUUGGCCGUGCUAGAGAAACGCGUGGAACUGGAAGGACUAAAAGUGGUGGAGAUUGAGAAAUGCAAGAAUGACAUUAAGAAGAUGAGGGAGGAGCUGGCAGCCAGAAGCAGCAGGACCAACUGCCCCUGUAAGUACAGUUUUUUGGAUAACCACAAGAAGUUGACUCCUCGACGCGAUGUUCCCACUUACCCCAAGUACCUGCUCUCUCCAGAGACCAUCGAGGCCCUGCGGAAGCCGACCUUUGACGUCUGGCUUUGGGAGCCCAAUGAGAUGCUGAGCUGCCUGGAGCACAUGUAUCACGACCUCGGGCUGGUCAGGGACUUUAGCAUCAACCCUGUCACCCUCAGGAGGUGGCUGUUCUGCGUCCAUGACAACUACAGAAACAACCCCUUCCACAACUUCCGGCACUGCUUCUGCGUGGCCCAGAUGAUGUACAGCAUGGUCUGGCUCUGCAGUCUCCAGGAGAAGUUCUCACAAACGGAUAUCCUGAUCCUAAUGACAGCGGCCAUCUGCCACGAUCUGGACCAUCCCGGCUACAACAACACUUACCAGAUCAAUGCCCGCACAGAGCUGGCGGUCCGCUACAAUGACAUCUCACCGCUGGAGAACCACCACUGCGCCGUGGCCUUCCAGAUCCUCGCCGAGCCUGAGUGCAACAUCUUCUCCAACAUCCCACCUGAUGGGUUCAAGCAGAUCCGACAGGGAAUGAUCACGUUAAUCUUGGCCACUGACAUGGCAAGACAUGCAGAAAUUAUGGAUUCUUUCAAAGAGAAAAUGGAGAAUUUUGACUACAGCAACGAGGAGCACAUGACCCUGCUGAAGAUGAUUUUGAUAAAAUGCUGUGAUAUCUCUAACGAGGUCCGUCCAAUGGAAGUCGCAGAGCCUUGGGUGGACUGUUUAUUAGAGGAAUAUUUUAUGCAGAGCGACCGUGAGAAGUCAGAAGGCCUUCCCGUGGCCCCGUUCAUGGACCGAGACAAAGUGACCAAGGCCACAGCCCAGAUUGGGUUCAUCAAGUUUGUCCUGAUCCCAAUGUUUGAAACAGUGACCAAGCUCUUCCCCAUGGUUGAGGAGAUCAUGCUGCAGCCACUUUGGGAAUCCCGAGAUCGCUACGAGGAGCUGAAGCGGAUAGAUGACGCCAUGAAAGAGUUACAGAAGAAGACUGACAGCUUGACGUCUGGGGCCACCGAGAAGUCCAGAGAGAGAAGCAGAGAUGUGAAAAACAGUGAAGGAGACUGUGCCUGAGGAAAGCGGGGGGCGUGGCUGUGGUUCUGGACGGGCUGGCUGAGCUGCGUGGGAUCCUUGUGCAGGGAAGAGCUGCCCUGGGCACCUGGCACCACAAGACCACGUUUUCUAAGAACCAUUUUGUUCACUGAUACAAAAAAAAAAAAAGGAAUUCAUGAUGCUGUACAGAAUUUUAUUUUUAAACUGUCUUUUAAAUAAUAUAUUCUUAUACGGAAA